UGAUUUUUAUUUGUUAUGACUUUUGAGUUUGAACUUUGAAUAAACAACUGUUUAUUCGUAAGUGAUAAAAAGAAGUCCCCGAAACAUUUAUUGCCUUGUAGGAGUGUAGAUUAUUUCAGUAAUUAUUCAAACAUCAAUCUACGAGACAAACUCUGUUUAUACAUUUAAUUUUUAAACAUAUUAUUGUCAUCUUCUUUUUGCAUUUUUCAUUUCUGUCAAAUGGCUAAAAAUACGUUUAAUAUUAUUAUUGGAGUAACAGGUAGUGUUGCUGCUAUUAAACUACCAGUCUUGGAACAAACUCUAUUGGACUUAAAUGAAAAUUAUUCAAAUUAUAAGUUUCAGCUCCACAUUAUCUCAACUGAGCAUGCCAAACAUUUCUUUGAUAAGAAACAAUUAAAGAGUGAUUUUUAUGAUGAUGCGUGUGAAUGGUCCACUUGGCAAAAGAGAGGAGAUCCCGUGUUACAUAUAGAGUUGGGAAAACAAGCAGACAUGAUGGUCAUUGCUCCACUGGAUGCUAAUACCUUGGCUAAGAUAUCUGUGGGUAUUUGUGACAAUAUUUUAACAAGCACAGUCAGAGCAUGGGAUAUGUCAAAACCAUUGUUAUUUUGUCCAGCCAUGAACACGAGAAUGUGGGAACACCCCAUCACAGCCAAGCAAAUAGCAACUCUAAGAGAAUGGGGUUAUGAAGAAAUUCCUCCGAUAAGCAAGCUGUUAAUGUGCGGAGACACUGGGGUAGGGGCUAUGGCUGAGGUCGAAACUAUUGUUGAGAAAAUUAAGAGCAAGGCUGAUCAGUUGUACAAAGUUUUAACUAAAAAGUGAUUUUUUAUUGUUGUAAAUUUUUAUUUUUCUAUUGCAUAUUUUUGAUAUUUAUAUGAUUAUUUGUUAAAUAAAGAAACUGU
Messenger RNA from Colias croceus (clouded yellow), 899 nucleotides. RefSeq names its product phosphopantothenoylcysteine decarboxylase (gene Ppcdc). Gene Ontology annotation, biological process: coenzyme A biosynthetic process. Bases 220 to 819 code for a protein of 199 amino acids. The record is from RefSeq and is a predicted model, not a curated record. The transcript is spliced from 3 exons. NCBI's taxonomy places the organism in Eukaryota, Metazoa, Arthropoda, Insecta, Lepidoptera, Pieridae. Gene Ontology annotation, cellular component: phosphopantothenoylcysteine decarboxylase complex. Gene Ontology annotation, molecular function: FMN binding; phosphopantothenoylcysteine decarboxylase activity.